Messenger RNA from Pseudomassariella vexata, 2124 nucleotides. Its product is annotated as prolyl oligopeptidase. Gene Ontology annotation, biological process: proteolysis. NCBI's taxonomy places the organism in Eukaryota, Fungi, Ascomycota, Sordariomycetes, Amphisphaeriales, Pseudomassariaceae. Bases 1 to 2124 code for a protein of 707 amino acids. The record is from RefSeq and is a predicted model, not a curated record. The transcript is spliced from 4 exons. Gene Ontology annotation, molecular function: serine-type endopeptidase activity.
AUGGUGUUGGUCCCAAAGUUUACGCCAGAACUCCUCACGUCAGCGCCUCGACGGGGCCCAGCAGUGCCAAAUCACAAUGGCACCCUGGCGUUGUUCACGCAGACAACCCAUACGAUCGGCGAAGAAAAGGCGCUGAAGGAGAUUCGUGUUAUGAACAUCCAGACGGGCGAGUCAACGAGGCUGGUGGAAGACGAGAAGGCACACGAUGCAUUAUGGCUUGGAGACGGGACAAAUACUGUCAUUUACCUCAAGUCAGGGGGCGUAGGCAUCACCUGGAUCAUGAUGGCAGAUGCCGACAACCCUUCGCUGGAUCCAUACAUUGUGGAUGAUAUCCAGGCCCCCGUUAACAACCUCAAAGUCAGGCCGCUCAAGGACGGUUCCAUCGCUUUUGUCGUCGUUGGCUUCGCAGAUAAGGACGGUCAAUUAUACAACGAAGAGUCUAACAAGAAGCCUCACACCGCGAGAGUCUGUGAUUCAUAUGAUGUCCGAAUUUGGGACGCAUACAAGAAGCCUCAGAGAUAUGCCAUCUGGUAUACGACUUUUGUCAAGGAGGAUGAUAAGUGGAGAUUCAAUAAACCUCUCAAGAACGCCGUAGCGGGCACGACGCUCGAGGCCCCGAUCAACAUGUACCAACCAUCGAACUCUACAGACGACUUCGACAUCAGUGACAAAGGCAUUGUCUUUGCAGGCCGAGAAUUCGAAGUUGGAGACCCAACGAUGGUCAAUAUUAGCAGUGUUUAUUACGUUCUUCUCGAAUCAUACGUCGAAGUCAGCUCUCAGGGACCAAGGAAGAUUGCCAUACAGAGCAACGUCGACAAGAGUUACUGCAGCCAUCCAAGGUUUAGCCCGGACGGUUCGAUGAUUGCAUUCUUGAGAGCACCAUAUGGUCGUGGAACGGCCGUCUCCAUAUACGUCAACCAUCUUGAUUCCCCUAGGGCAAUCAAUGUCUUCACCAUGGUGACAGGGAAAAAAUGGACUCUCAUCCCCGCUAGCUUCGAGUUUGCUCCUAGCGGCUAUUUCGUCUACAUCACCGCCGACGACUGCGGCAGAGUUGGCCUCUACAGGCUUGAUCUGCAGCCAAACGCGUAUCCCAAGACACUGCUGCGAAGCGGUGCUGUCUCUGCAUACCAUCCCUUGAAGCAGGAUAAAGACGACAUUGACAGAGUCUUGGUCACCAGCUCAAAUCUUAUUCAGCCUUCCAUAUUCCAGAUCGUGGACGGUGACCGGGGCAUCGAGUCCGAGCCGUAUGUUAUUUCCACCGCUUCCCAGCUUACGAAUCUCGGCCUCUCGCCAAGGCAGGUCUCAGAGAUCUACUUCGAGGGAGGAGGCGAUUAUUGUGUGCAGGCCUGGGUUGUGAAACCUCGUGACUUUGACCCAAGCCGAGAAUACCCAUUGUUGUUACAAGUUCACGGGGGCCCCAUUUCUGCAUGGAAUGAUGCUUGGAGCACAACAUGGAACCCAGCUGUCUGGGCCGAGCAAGGCUAUGUCGUGGUAUGUCCCAACAUCACCGGCAGUACAGGUUUUGGCUUGGAUUUCUCAGAAGCGGUAUUGGACAAUUUUGGUGGUCGUCCAUACGAUGACCUCGUCAACUGCCUCGAAUACGUCAAGAACAUGCCAGGCGUCGACACGGUGAACGCCAUUGCUGCGGGAGGCAGCUAUGGUGGCUACAUGAUGAACUGGAUCCAAGGACACGAAUUAGGACGGAAAUUUAAGGCCCUAGUCUGCCACGAUGGUAUUUUCCACAUCCCGACUUUCAUGCUGCAGUCGGAUUUCUGUGACACCGACGGAGUCUUCGGUGGGCCUCCUUUCAUGUGGGCUAACAUCGAUGGGCUGGAGCGCUACAACCCGGCCCGACCAGAUCUACUCAAUAACUGGACAACACCAAUGCUCAUCAUACAUAGUGAGAAAGAUUACAGGUGCCCGGUUACAGAUGGUGUGGCUGCGUUUCAUACGCUGAAAGCGCUGGGCACUCCGGCUAGGUUCGUCAACUUCCCUGACGAGAACCACGUUGUGCUCAAGGAGGAGAACUCACUGGAGUGGCAUCGUUUGGUAUUUGAGUGGAUCAAUCAAUGGUCGGGUGUUGCUGCGAAGAACAUGAUGAAAGGCUUGACAAGGCCUGUGUGA